GCCACCAAGUACUACUCGUAAUCGUCAUCCAUCGCGAUAAUCCAGUCUAAUAUAUCGUCAGAGCCUCAGAGGCCACCUUAGUCUUGGAAGCAACAUAAAUAUAAGUCUAGUCCUCUCUCCCCGGCCGGCAACGCUUGGAACUCUAUCCUCAAUCUCACCUUGAUUCGCUCUCCAAACUAUUUAACUAAGAUCUCCACUGCAGCCCGCCCAUUUCAAGUUUUGAAACCGGCAACAAUCAAGUUACAGUUCUGCAGGGAUGCAUUAAAUUCAACCAGCCAAUUUAAUCGAGGGGAAACGCUAUGUCUCUAAAUCGAGUCUCUUACCUUGAGUCGUGGGGCCAAACUCGGCCUGUAUCGCGUCAGCAACAGUAUCAGGACCAAGAGGACGGCGAUUCUGACUCUGUGGACGGGCGCAAUGUCGACCUUCCGGAGGGAUCAAUUUCGUCCUCCUUCCAGUCAACGUACACUUAUCGCUUAAAUUUCAAUCCGUAUGCUGGGCCCGGUUGGACCCAGCCCCCGACGAAGUUGCCCCUGAAGACCUCGCAUCUGCCGAAACCGCUGGCCGAGAGUGACCAUGGAGGAUAUGAUCCACGAGAUGCGUCCUUAAGAUUGCCGGAUGAAGACUAUCCGUUGGAAACUACUGGAGCGUUCGAAGUCAGUAGUACAAGACGAAUCUGCCAGGUAAUUAUUGCGGUCAUCUAUUGCUUCCUCGCAGCAGGUGUUGUGUUCGGAUUUGCGGCACUGAAACCUGUCUUGAUUCGGGAAGGGGUCUAUCGCAAUCUGUGUUCGCGCGACGAGCUCUCUAAGAACCGGGAAGUCUGCUACGGACAGGAGCUGCGCCUGAACCUCAUGUUCACAAUCGCCGCCGUGGCGACCAAUGUAUCCGCCUUGCCAGUUGGCACUAUCCUAGAUAAAUACGGUCCUCGCGUCUGUGGUAUCAUUGGCAGCAUAUGUCUCACUUUCGGCGCCUUACUGCUCAGCUUCGCUGCCAAUCUCCCCUUUGAUACCUACAUUCCUGGAUACUUCUUCCUAUCGCUCGGAGGUCCCUUCAUCUUCAUUUCGUCAUUCCAGCUGUCCAACACGUUCCCCACUCGCUCUGGGUUGAUCCUAUCCAUGCUCACGGGUGCAUUCGAUGCGUCCAGCGCCUUGUUUUUAGUCUUCCGACUCGCCAACGAGCGCAGUAACGGGUCAUUUACCACCCACAAGUUCUUCAUGGUGUAUCUGAUCGUUCCCGCCUUCAUCCUCGCUGCGCAACUUCUCAUCAUGCCAGCCACAUCCUACAAAACGGCCGGCGAGCUAGUCCAACAAGCUGAAGCGUACAUCGCCGAUGAAGCCAACGACCACGUCGACGAGCGUAUCAGCAAUCGCUCCGAAGGCGAACGUCAGCGCAACGACCGCCGCGUGCACCGCCAAGACGUCGUCAGCAAGAUCCAAGAUCUUCUAGGCGACAGCAGCAUCAAUGACGUCCCGGAACGACCCCAAGACCGCAUCGUCGGCAAAACCCCACCCCGCAACACCACCGCUGGCAGCGUCUGGGGCGCUCUCCACGGCCGCUCCGCUCUCCAACAGAUCGCCACCCCCUGGUUCGUCCUCAUCAUGCUCUUCACGGUCCUCCAGAUGCUCCGCAUAAACUACUUCCUCAACAGCGCCUUCGACAUCCUCCUCCCCCUCGGCGGCCUCCUCUCCGUCCCCUUCAUCGGCACCAUCCUCGACACGCUGAAAACCCAACACGUCCUCCUCAUCCUCGCCUCCACCGCCACCCUCAUCGGCAUCCUCGGCUGCAUCCCCCACAGCCUCCCCGCCGGCUACGCCAACAUCGCCCUCUUCGUCAUCUACCGGCCCUUCUACUACACCGCCGUCUCCGACUACGCCGCCAAGGUCUUCGGCUUCCAGACCUUCGGCAAGGUCUACGGGCUGAUCAUCUGUCUAGCGGGGCUAGGCAAUUUCCUGCAGGCGGGCCUCGACGCCGUGACAUUUAAGCUUUUCGCCCGGGAUCCCGUCCCGGUCAAUCUCGUGCUUACGGCCUCGACGGGCGUGAUUGGCGCCGCGCUGGUGGGGUUCGUCUGGUGGCAGGCUAAGCGGAUGGAUGUCUCUCGGGCGCAGCGUAUAGCUGGGAAGGGCGUGGUCGUGGACGCCGACCCCGGCAGGGCAGAGCGCACCAUGGUACAGAGUGAGCAGGUGAGUCGGCCCCGGUCAGAUGCGGUGGAUUACGCUGGCGUAGCAGCGAGAGACUGGGAGCGGGAACGCGAGCGAGAACCGUUGCUGCGUCGUGGGCCGCAGCAUUUGGGGGCACAUGGGGAGGCCUCGUCGUAUGGGAUUUCGAGCGGACCAUAAUCCAUCGUCCUGUCACUUUUUUUGCAUAUUUGGAUAUUUGCUCUUUGCUUUCCUUACUGGCUGCUACUGCUGCUCUGCUGCUGCUGAUGAUGAUGAUACGUUACGCUUUUGUGUAUAUUGGUGUUGGCUGUGUAUCUGUAUAUUACUAUGUCCAUAUAGAGUACAUCCCAUCCAUCCAUCCGUCUGU
Aspergillus novofumigatus IBT 16806 is the source of this 2520-nucleotide messenger RNA. RefSeq names its product putative MFS transporter Fmp42. Gene Ontology annotation, cellular component: fungal-type vacuole membrane. Gene Ontology annotation, biological process: transmembrane transport. Gene Ontology annotation, molecular function: transmembrane transporter activity. NCBI's taxonomy places the organism in Eukaryota, Fungi, Ascomycota, Eurotiomycetes, Eurotiales, Aspergillaceae. The record is from RefSeq and is a predicted model, not a curated record. The transcript is spliced from 7 exons. The coding region runs from base 300 to 2333 and encodes 677 amino acids.